This is a messenger RNA of Bradysia coprophila, 1352 nucleotides long. RefSeq lists its product as uncharacterized. The record is from RefSeq and is a predicted model, not a curated record. Gene Ontology annotation, cellular component: nucleus. Gene Ontology annotation, molecular function: zinc ion binding. Lineage: Eukaryota; Metazoa; Arthropoda; Insecta; Diptera; Sciaridae.
CACGAAAGACAUCAAAUGAAAAUGAUAACAAAACUGAUUGGGGUUUGUUUGUGAAAUAUUCGUGUUUGGGAAAAAGUAAAUCGUUUAAUCUAGAAGAUUACGGUUAUAAUGCGUGUGUGUCGAGCAUGUUUGGCCCCAUUGCAUGAAUCAACAGAUGCAGUCAACAUACUCGACGAUCUGUACAAAAAUCAAGAUUUGUCCAUUUUACUACUUGAUCUGUUCACCUUUAAGAUAGAAGCAAACGAUGAAAUCUCCAAAGAAUUGUGUCAAAGAUGUGCCGGCAAAAUCGUUGACAUUCAUGACUUCUAUGUUAUGUACGUCGAAUCGGACCGAAAACUUAGAGCGCUGAAUGAAACGGACUGCAAGCCGAAUUUGGAAUCGUAUGACUUCGAUGGAGACAGCUUCUUACCACAUGAGAUUGUGGCCGUCGUCAAGAAGGAAGACUGUGCGGAGUCAUUGAAAUCGGAAACGGAUGACGAUUUUCAGAAACGUCCAAGCAGUUCAUCAACAUCUCCCCCAAUCGACGCUAAGCCGAAUGCUGAGGAUGAUAAAUUACGGAAAAAGCGAAAGCGAUUCGUGUCACAGUGGGAGUGCUUUGCUUGCCAUAAAACUUACAAAUCCAUCAAAACAAUUCGGAAGCAUUCGAGGGCAUGCUGUCUUCAGAUAGAAUCUCAGGGAUCGCCAUUGAAGAAGGAACGGCUAUACCAUAACAACCAAAGUAACGAAUUCGUUUGUGAUUUAUGUGGCAAGUGUUUCCCGAAUAGACGGGCAGUGUACUCCCAUAUACAAAAACACACGGGGCAGAAAGUGCUGUGCAACAUUUGCGGUAAAUGUUUCUCGAAUCGGAAUAAUUUAACGAAACAUCACAAGACCGUGCAUCUCAAGGAAAAGAACUACCAAUGUCCAACAUGUGAAAAACGCUACGACUCCAGCUACCGUCUUCGGAUCCAUCAAAAUGCCCACGCUGGCAUACGACUUUUCGGUUGUUCAUUGUGCCCUCAGUCGUUCAUUACGUCGUCAGCACUGUCACGACACAAAAAGACGGUUCAUAAACAAGGCGAACUGUAUGAAUGCAAUGUCUGUUUCCGGAAAUUCAAUGUCGCUUACAACAUGAGAGCCCAUAUGGUGACGCACACUGGCAUCAAGCCCCACAUCUGCCAAUACUGCAAAGCGGAUUUUCAUCGGAAACACAAAUUGGUGUCUCAUAUGAAGGAAGUUCAUAAACUCGACUGGCCUCAGCCCAAUGAUCAAACGGUUAUGUUCCACUCUCAGGUGAGUGAGUAAUGGGAUUUUUAAGUUAGCAAGAGCAUUAUGUACGUCCACUAUGGGCUGUUUCUGUGACAAAAUAAUAA